Molecule: messenger RNA, 1089 nt
Organism: Micropterus dolomieu (smallmouth bass)
Lineage: Eukaryota; Metazoa; Chordata; Actinopteri; Centrarchiformes; Centrarchidae
Product: proline-rich receptor-like protein kinase PERK2
Exons: 3
Coding region: 395-1009 (204 amino acids)
Source: RefSeq, a predicted model, not a curated record
UAAUUUAAUAACAAAAGUUCUCACUUUCUGUCGCUAUGGUACAAUUCACACAACUAUGUGGUAAUAUUUCACCACUCUUACAAUAAACACAACAGAUCAUCAAAAAGGACCUUUUUUCACCACUAUAAGUACAUCUGACAUUGACUCGGUAAAACAACAUGCAGGAAGACAUGUUUCGUAUUGAAAUACAUUCACACAAAGUGCGCGCGUAACUUUGGAGAAGAUUCACUUCUCUAUUGUUAAAAUACCUUUUACUAUCACUAUGUGUGGGGCCCUGGGUAUUGCAGUGGCUAAGGUUAGUUUUGGAAGUGUUAUGGUAUUACUUAAGAUUGUUAUCCCGUUUUACAAGGAAGUUAGCCCAAUUGUAAACGUAAGAUAGUCAACAAAGCACCAGAUGAAGCCGAUAUUCAUUCAAGACUGUCUUUGUGUUAUAUUUUCAGGGAGCAGAAUAGACAGCAAGGCAGUGAAAUCUGUUGUGGUGGCAGCCCGGCCGACGGUGAGUGUCCUGUUUAUUUCUCCCUUUUUGCUUAUGAUUCCGUUUUCCCCUGGUGUACUGUUUUUUCCUGUCCCCUGCGUGUGCUCUCCCUCUCUCUCUCCCUCCGCUCCUGAGCCCAGCCAACGACCUGCACCUGCAUCUCGUCAGCCACCUCCUCUGCCUGCCACACCUGCCAGCAAUCAACCUAAUCCCUGCCUGCAUAUCAACCCCGGUUCUCCACUCCAUCACUGCUUGAUCGUCAUUGCUCCUAACCCGGUUCACUCACCCUCAUCCUCUGUCCUGUCAGCUGGGCUCGCCCACCGGUCCUCUCCUCUCGGGCUACCUCCACGGCGCACCCCUCACUUCUCACCAGUCCGCCUGCCACCACACCGUUCCAUUCCCCGGUCCCCUGCCUCCCACGGCUCCCUCACCUCUCCUCCUCCACCUCGCCAGCCCCUUGGUUCUCCGUGUCCCCUUUCCCUGGCGUCCGCCUCGCCUCCAUCUCCUCUUCCCCAGCCCCUCUGUUUACCCUAAAUAAACCACCUUUCUACGGAGUGUUGUGUUUGGGUCCAUUCUGUCCUGCUCUGUAACAGAAAUAAAUCAUUUUCAUUUCA